Messenger RNA from Saccostrea echinata, 3100 nucleotides. RefSeq lists its product as uncharacterized. The record is from RefSeq and is a predicted model, not a curated record. The transcript is spliced from 7 exons. NCBI's taxonomy places the organism in Eukaryota, Metazoa, Mollusca, Bivalvia, Ostreida, Ostreidae. Gene Ontology annotation, molecular function: protein binding. Bases 16 to 1245 code for a protein of 409 amino acids.
CAGUAGUAACUCAACAUGGCGUUAGGGCCAGACUGGGUUUCUCAGUCUUGGUGUUUCUUAUGGAUGUUUACUCUAUUAUUAAGUGAAUCUCAGACGAAAAAGACACAAACAUAUUAUAUGCAUGGAAUAGACUGUGGAAAUAAGAAAUACAUAGGAGGCGCCACUGUAUUAUCCCAUCAAGAGGAAAACUCAGAAUAUUAUAUGAACAAUAAUGAGUGUAAAAUGACUUUUAAAGCCGAUAAUGAAGGCUGGAGAAUUAUGUUACGUUUUCUAGAGCUGGAUAUUCCUGAUAUAGACCAAAACACUGGAAUAUGUAAUGAUGCCUUGUAUGUGUAUGAUUCUGAAGACAUCUUUACUGGGGCAAUGUUAGAAGCCGGAGGAAAUUUUGGAUUAUGUGGUAUUCAGCCUCCUCCAAAUCUACUAGUCUCCACAGGUCCCUUCAUGACAGUCCAUUUUAGGACCAACAAAAAUGGAGAUUUAAAAAGAAGAGAAAUUGGAAGGGGUUUCAAAUUCAUAGUUACAGCAUUUAGUGAAGAUUUUCAAAAAUAUAAUUCCUGUGGCACACACUUCCAGUGUGCUAACAGAUAUUGUAUAGAUGAAGACCUCAAGUGUGACAAAGUGGAUCACUGCGGUGACAACUCUGACGAGGCAAUGGAGGGGUUUGCUCAGUGUGGCGUCAAAGAUGAUGGCUCAUUUCUCAACCGAUUUUUAGCCCUCGGAGUUACGGCCUCAGUGACAAUAACUGUAGGAAGUCUCAUCGUACUUAUCGUCUGCAUCGUCGCUGCUGUCUGCUGUUGUAAAAAAGUAUUUUGUAAACCGCCCCCAGAGGGCACCACUAAUUCACCACAUAAUGCUGCCCCCAACAAUUUGGCAGCAAAUGGGGUUCCACCCUAUAAUCAAAGUCAAAGCACAUGUAACUCUUCAUAUCCUCCUAGUCGGGAAUAUAGCGAAUUUCCACACACGCAUCAGGGUUACUUCCCCAUGCAACCCGUAUACCACCCUACCGCUCAGCAUGGUACAGCGCUGUACACCGCUGCUUUUACUCGUGAUGUUUUAGUAGCUAACACUCACAAUUCAGGAAGUGCUUAUUCCUCACAGUCUCACUCUCAUUCACAGCCUCCCUCCCACCACCGAUCGUACACGCCGACAAGCUCCCGCUCGGGAAAGUCCACGCGAUCUAAUAAUAGCACAAGUGUCACCUACUCUCAAGGCACAGACAAGAUUGCACUGCCCAUCAACCUAUAGCAGAGAAAGACAUAUGGAAAAAGGAAUUGUGGGAUAUAUAUAGUGGAGUGAAUUGUGGGGAAAAUGGCAGAAAUGGAAAAAUGACUUAUUGCAGUGCUAUAUGGACACUUGAACUUGCAGGGCAUUUGCUUUUGCAGUUGCUAAGAAUGAUUGAUACUAGACAAAGUGUAAAUGUCUAGGUUUCGUGCAGCAAUUUGAAUGUGUUUUAUUGCUGUGAUAUAAAUGAGCUAUUAUUUGAUUAGGAGAAUGUGAAAUUGUGAUGUGGAUGCCAUGUGACCUAUAGCUACUAAAUUUUAGAGAUUUAUAGUCUCGUAGACUUGUAAAUUGACAGAAAUAUUAUGAUCUCAGGAGAUAUUUGUGUAGCACAUACAAUGAUUAUGUAAUUUUUAAAUUGAAUUUGUAGUGUGUUCAGAAACAGUGUCAUAAUUGUCCCUUUUAGAAACCAUAUCCUUAUUUCAACAUUUUAAAAUAAAUGACCAUAUGUACUGUUAUGUUUAUGCCAAUAUCAUUAGAAUUAAUGAAAGUUGAUUUUCAACUCUCUUUUUUUCACAGUCGCACAAGCAAGGCAUUUUCUGAUUUUUUUUUCUAAAUUUGUACAUACAUUGGUUAUUUUUAGCAAUUUAUUAUCUAUUAAUACACUUCCAAGAAGUUGUUAUAAGAUACAAAUUAUUUACUUUUUUCUUACAGAAGGUUGUACAUGUACAUCGAUCUAUAAAGAAUAGGCCGGUAUAUGUUUUCAUUAAUGUGUAAACUUUUCAACCAGAGUUGUUGAAGAUGAACAUGAUAUUGAUUAGAAAAUGUUGCAUUUUUUUUUUCAAGUUUCUUACCACAGUUUACCAAGAAAUGCUUUUUUAAUUAAUCAUAUCAAGCAGACUUUACUACUUAAAGCCACUUGAUUUGUCAACGAAAAUUGUUGGUUUUUCCGGUACAUGCAAAUUGCAAUGAUACCUUUUCCACAAAUUAAGUAGCUGAUAUAUUUUAAAAAGAAAAAUUCUGCAUUUGAGAGUCAAAUUUUAAUUUGGAUUAAUAUUUAAUAAAUGAAUUAAGGGCAGCUUUUCCUAUUGAGAUUAGAAAAAAGGUUGAUUUAAGUCACAUAAAGGCAUUCCCAGUAAUCAAGAUUUGUACAAAAAUUCUGGGUUACAUUUGAUAUUGAAUCACAAUUGUAAAAGAUGCAUGUCCUGAAACCUACAGAAGAUUUCUUUUAUCUCCUCGGUAAAGAUUUACCGGUACAAGCUAAUUGUUUUUAGUUUUCUAGAUAAACAUGAGUUUCAACAUCAUGCAGUUAAGGAAACAUAAAUGCCAUUGACAGAAAUUUUCAUUUUGAUAGUUAAAUUUCAUUCACAAUAAAAAUAAAAGUCUUUGAAACAUAAAUGUUGAGACAGGUAUUAUAUUCAUCUCAUUCAUUGCACAUGUCUACCUGUCUCCCUGCUCCCCUUUUGACUCCCUUGGUCCCCCCCCUUUUUUUUUCGUUGUUUUUAUUUAUUAAACAUAUUUAUAUCAACCUUCUGUGAAGGCAGAGAUAAUGUGAAAUCCAUGUGCUUUGAUGUAAAACAAAACAUAUUGAUGAUCAAGAUUUAUAUGAGAAUGAAUUUUAUCUACAUAAUGCAUUUAUCCGUAGCAAUUGUGAAUUGCAAGAAUCCCUUUUAGAAGAAUGUUUAUUAUUGAUUUAAGUUUGUUUUUUUAUCCUUGUACCCGAGUACAAAAGUUGUAAGGAAACAGUAUAUUUUUUACAAUUAACUCUUGAGUGUUGUGAUCCUGUUUUAAAUGUUAUUAUGAAAAAGUUUAACGUUUAAAUCAUUUUUAGAACUAUUACAUGUAUUUUUACAUAUGUAAUAUGCCAUAUAUUUAUGACUUG